Molecule: messenger RNA, 2346 nt
Organism: Dermatophagoides pteronyssinus (European house dust mite)
Lineage: Eukaryota; Metazoa; Arthropoda; Arachnida; Sarcoptiformes; Pyroglyphidae
Gene: Mcm10
Product: minichromosome maintenance 10 homolog
Biological process (GO): DNA replication; DNA replication initiation
Cellular component (GO): nucleus; nuclear replication fork
Molecular function (GO): single-stranded DNA binding; DNA replication origin binding
Source: RefSeq, a predicted model, not a curated record
UUAAAAUGGUCCAAAAGUUUACACGAAAAAAUUUGCCGCCCAAAUCGGUGUUGGUCGUGAUCAUUUUUUUUAAAUAAAAGAUUAAAACAAUGUCUUUCUCAGCUGAAGAUUUAUUUGGUGAUAUUGAUGAUCUUGAUGGAUUCAAUGAUGAUGAUAAUUCAGUUAGUGCAACUAGUAAACGUAAACAGAAUUUUCAAUCUGAUUAUAAUUCAAACAAAAAAAUUCGUCGAGACAAUUGGAAAUCCAAAAACUCAGGCACUAUUCAGUCUCAUUCGAACAAUGAAACUGUAAUUAAAGAAUUGUAUUCGGGUAUUCGCAUGACUAAGCCAUUAGUUUCGAGUGAUGAACUUCAUGAAAUGAUGCGUGGUCGUAAAAUGAUCAAGUUAUCAAAAAUUAAAUCGGCUAUGAAUAAAUCCUCUUGUGAUAUAGAAGGUGAUUGGGUUACAAUUGGUGUCGUCUUAAACAAAAUGACCAAGACAAGUAAAAACGGAAAAGAAUAUUCCAUUUGGAAUUUAAGCGAUCUCAGUUCGGAAAAGUAUUCGGUCAGUUUUUUUCUAUUCGGACAGACACAUGAAAAACAUUGGAAAAUGUCAGUUGGAGCUGUCAUUGGCCUACUGAAUGCAUCGUUCAUGGACAAAAACUCUAAAAAUCCAAAAAGUUCAGAAAUCGGCCCUUUAACCAUCGAUGAUCCUGAUAAAUUAUUGCAUAUUGGUACGUCCAAAGAUUUGAGCCAUUGCAAAGCGAUUAAAAAGAAUGGAGAUAUUUGUGGCAGUUUAAUUAUGAAUGCUGACGAUGAAUUCUGUUUGUAUCAUGUUAAGAAUGCAUUUAGAAAAUUCAGCUCGAAACGAGCAGAAAUUCAAACUACUUUUUCGGAUAAGGAACCUGAACAAUAUCAUUUUGCCAAUAAUUUUGUACCGAACGCUACAUUAAAUCAGAAUAAUAUUGUUCUUGAAAUGACAAAAGUGAAUCGAUCUCAAUUGACGGAUAAAAAACAAGUCGAAAAAGAAAGUCUGAAAAAAAUAAUCCUUAAUCCAUUGUCACGAUCAGCCAAAAAUUUGGCCGUAAUUUCGAAUUCCCCAACAAAUUCACAAUGCUUAUCAUCAUCGAAAAAAGUGUCAUCAUCACCACUCACAAGAGUACAAACCGCAUCAGAUAAACCAAUUUGUCCUCAAGACAUUUUUACACAGCUAAAAAAUUCUCAAACAAAAUUAUCCGAAACACAAAAUUUCAAAAGCGAUUCACCUUUGUUGGCAAAAGGUUAUAAACCUGGACAAAUGAUCAACUUGAAGAUUUCGACAAAUGAAAAACAAUAUAAUGCAACUAAACUAAAAGCUAUUGAAAUUUUCAAGAAGAAACAACAAGCACAAAAUACAAAAUCGAUUACAGCCAAGAAUGAAAAACUCGAAAAAAUUCUCAAAAAAGUAACCGCAUGUCUUGACGAAUCGAAUGAAGAAUUAAAAAAAGAACAGGCCGAAGCUGAAAAAGAAAAAUCUAGAUUAAUCGAAACUGCUAUGCAACGCAAAUCAAUCAACAGUUGUGUUUUGGAUGUAAUCGAACAUAAAGCUCGUGAACAACAUUUCCAGGUAUUGGAAAAACGUGAACGGUAUGAAAAUCGAUUGGCUGAAAUAACUGAAUUGAUGAUUUUAUGUUUGCAUGGAUACAGGCAAAAUACUCAAUCAUUCAAGGCUAAAUCGGGAGGAUUUCGUAAAGUUCUCAAAAAUCAAAAUCUCGAGUUUGUUAUUAUCGAUGCACCACAUCAGAUACCAAUGGGUGAACAAAAUCCCAACGAUGAACAAAAUUGUUUAAGCUGGUGGUUUUCUGGUACAAACCCCAAAUAUUUUAGCUCCAAACAUGUAUCCGAUUAUGUUGAAGGAUAUGAUGAAUCAUUGAAGAAAAUAUGCGAUACUUUCCAAGAAAUGGGACCAUUCGAUGGUUUAUUAGGAUUCAGUCAAGGAGCAUCAUUGGUUGCUUUGAUAUGUAUCCUCAAACACUUUAAUGAAUUUCCUUAUGAUUUCAAAUUUGCCAUCUUGUGUUCUGGAUUCAAGAGCCUGACAUCAAGCCAUGUUGCAAUGUUUGAUAGAUUAGCUGGUCAAAAGAUACGAAUUCCCUCGUUACAUAUAAUAGGUGAAAAUGAUCAAGUGGUUGAUCACGAUCGUUCUGAAUCAUUAGCUAAUGAUUAUUUCCAUUGUCCAUUUAUAAUCAAACAUGCCGGUGGUCACGCCAUUCCAUCUCAAGCAUCAUUUCGACCACAAUACAUGAAUUUUUUUGAUAAACUCAAUGAUUACAGUUAACUUUUUAUUUCUCAAAAAAUAACGGUUUAAUAAUAAAAAACAAUGAUAAAAAAGA